This is a messenger RNA of Cyprinus carpio (common carp), 4854 nucleotides long. RefSeq lists its product as uncharacterized. The record is from RefSeq and is a predicted model, not a curated record. Lineage: Eukaryota; Metazoa; Chordata; Actinopteri; Cypriniformes; Cyprinidae.
GUUAUCUGUUUAGCAGAAGAAAUUCAUACAGGUUUGAAACAACACAUGAAAUAAUGUAAUGCCCACUCAAUAUGAUAUCAUCACAUUAUUAUUAAUAUCACAAAGUGAUCACUCAUAUCGGUAGAACGCCGUUCAUUAACGUUAUCCUACAUAACCUCGAGGUAGCUUUAGCAAGUCAAAGUAACCUUUUUGCCUCAGAAAAAUGAAACACAUGUAACAUAAGGUUAACUAAACACAUUCCUUGACAACGUGGUUUCGUAAUAAGUUAUCUAUUUAUGUUAAUAUAGCUUAUUACAUGGCUUGGUUUAGUAUGCGGCCUGUUAUUUAUUGAUAACGUUAACAAACCGCUGCGAAGUAACGUUACGCCGUUGCCAUGAAAAACAGAGCGUUGGACGCGAAACGGAGUAUUUUCUUUUGCGGAAGCAAUACAACAUUUUUUUAAAUCAAUAUUUUGUGUCAAAUUAUUUAUUUAUCUUGUACGUAACGUUAGCCAUGUAAUAAGAGGGAUAAUGUAGCCUAUAGCGAGGCGGUUAUUAUUGAGAAUACAAGCCUUCAGGCUGAUGCAAGACCCCUCUGCAUUCAGCCUGUCGGGGUUGUUAACGUCUAACAGUUAUAAACCGCCUCGUAUUACAUUAUCCCUUACAUUAUAUCCCUGUGUAACUAAUACAAAGCAGUAAAAAAACGUUAGGGUUGAACUAACUUACCUCCAACUGAUUGAACGGUAGCCAUAUAAAUGGGGAAUCCACCUUUUGGUCGUUUUCCCACACCCCACUCGACGGCAAAUUCGUCUUCGUAGGUAAUCACGCCGUUUACAAAACUUUCCAGAUCAAAAUUUCGUAUGUAUUUAAUGUGAACAAUACUAAAUUUCCCCUCAUCAACCCCGGCACACCAUUUCACAAGCGCAUACAUGUCUUACUUCUCCUUGUUUUGUCUUCUUCGUUAACGUUCCUCAGGUUUACGCGGGUGUUGCUAUAGUGACAGAACUGGUUACCAUCGAAAUACUGAAAAAAAAUCUCAAUAAGAAAAAUUUUAAUGUUUUAAAAAUCAAAACCAAUAUGUUAUUGGUAUUGUUAUAGUUGUUAUUAUUAUUAUUAUUAUCUUAGUUUUAAAAAUCAGAUGGCCGUUACCGGAGGUUACGUAAUCCACCAAGUAAAUGUGCUCCAAGAAAGCAAGGUCAGGCAAGGUUCAAAUAUAGAUGAAGAGAUACAUUUGAUAUUAAAUUAUAUUUUCCAAAUUAAUUCUGGAGAUUUAGGUUUUUCUUUUUUUUUUUUCUUUUUUUUUAGAAGAACUGGUUUAGUAAAGAUAAUUUAAGUGUAGGUAAAUAUAUUAUUCUGACACACAUUUCAGAAGGUGGCGGCAACCAGACGCUGUGUGCCAACUGCCAUAAAGAAGAAGAAGAAGGUUCAAAUAAAUAUUAGCUUGGGUGAUUUCAGAGUCAAUUAUGGAAGACGGCAUUUUGAUUUUAAGUUCAUAAAUGGAGUAUCGAAAAUACCUUACCACGGGUGCAGCAGUUCCUGCGCGAACAGCACGUCGAUGGAAAAGGUCAGCGGCAUGUUCAGGCUCCCCAAGGAGAAAAAAAGUAUGUGUUUCUGCUGUUACCCUAAGUGAUCCUGCACGCAUCUCCUGUGGUCCUGCACUCGACUCCCGUCAUCUUGGUCCUGCACUCAAAUCACUUAAUCCUGAUCCUGCACUCGUCUCCUGUGGUCCUGCACUGAUUUCACAUGGUCCUGAUCCUGAUCCUGCACUCGUCUCCUGUGGUCCUGCACUGAUUUCACAUGGUCCUGAUCCUGAUCCUGCACUCGUCUCCUGUGGUCCUGCACUGAUUUCACACGGUCCUGAUCCUGAUCCUGCACUCGUCUCCUGUUAUCCUGCACUGAACUCACACGGUCCUGAUCCUGAUCCUGCACUCGUCUCCUGUGGUCCUGCACUGAACUCACAUGGUCCUGAUCCUGAUCCUGCACUCGUCUCCUGUGGUCCUGCACUGAACUCACAUGGUCCUGAUCCUGAUCCUGCACUCGACCGACAUGAUCCUGCACUCGUCUCCUGUUAUCCUGCACUGAACUCACAUGGUCCUGAUCCUGAUCCUGCACUCGACCGACAUGAUCUUGCACUCGUCUCCUGUGAUCCUGCAGUGAACUCACAUGGUCCUGAUCCCACACGCGUCCCCUGUGAUCCUGCACUUGUGUCGCCUGAUACUGAUUCUGCACUCAUUAGUACUAUAUCGGUCUGUGAAGAACCUCCACUCUCAUUCAUACCACCAGUCCACCAAACCUCUACAAACACUUCCUGUGCAUAUGGGCAGGUACGGCAAACUGCUACUGUCGAGGAUACAAGAAAACAGCAUGAGUUGCUUCUUCUUGCUUUAAAACUCAAGCAAGGACUGACUGAUGAAGCUUUAGAAGACACACUUAAAGUUGUUAACGUUAUAAGUCAGAGGCAUGCUGUGUCAUCUACCAAACAUCACUUUUACAGAACUUUUGAUGACUUAAAAAAAGAUAUUCAGUUUCACUACAUAUGUGAGGGAUGCACAAUUUCUGUAAACAUUGAGGGAGAAAAAGUGGUUUGUCCUAACUGUCAAUAUUCUUGUAGUGUAGCCGAUCACAUGAAACAGGGGCACUUCUUUAUUGUUUGUCCACUAGAAUCACAAUUAAGGAAUAUGAUGGAACAAGAGGAACUCUUCAGCCAGUUGACUAGGCCUAACAGUGCUGCUCACUCUAGUCCACUGACAGAUAUCACCGAUGGUGAGCUUUACAAGAGGGUUAACAGAAAUAUUGAAGGCCAAUCUGAGCAUCACGUCAAUCUCACACUAACCUUUAGCUGUGACGGGGUACCUGUGUUUAAGAAAUCUUCUUACAGUAUUUGGCCACUUCUCUAUACAGUCAAUGAAUUACCACCUGAUUUGAGAGCAAAACAAGUGAUGUUGGCAGCCUUAUGGUUUGGUCCAUCAAAGCCAAACUGUAACACAUACUUAUCACCAUUUGUGAAAGAAUGCAAUCAAUUGCUUACUCAUGGGUUUGAGUGGAUCAGUGUAAAUGGUAUUCAUGGCCGGUCCAAAGUAUUUCCCUUGGUUGCAGUAUGUGAUUCUGUUGCGAGACCGAUGAUUCAAAAUUUUAAGCAAUUCAAUGGAGAAUUUGGAUGUUCUUACUGUUUACAAAAAGGUACAGUCGUUGAGAAGGGUCAAGGUCAUGUACGGGUCUAUCCUUUUGAGUCUGAUACUGAAAGCAGAAAUCAUGGUAGCAGCCUAGAUUUUGCUCGAGAGGCUAUAGAAAAUCGCACUACUGUGAAAGGACCGUCUAUUUUGUCCUUGAUCCCAUCAGUUGACCUGAUACAAGGUUGCGUACCUGACUACAUGCACGCCUGUCUUCUUGGUGUUGCAAGAUCUAUGACUUAUAUGUGGGUUGGAAGUGACAAUCAUGAAAAUCCAUGGUAUGUAGGAAGAUGUAUCCAAGUGAUUGAUCAAAAACUUCACCUUAUUCAACCACCCUCCUGUGUCUCCAGAGUGCCUAGAUCACUGCGAGAGAGAAACUAUUGGAAGGCGCAUGAGUGGUACAUGUGGCUUUUCUACUAUAGCAUCCCAGUGCUUAAAGGGAUCUUACCAGAGUGCUAUCUAAUUCACUGGACACGGUUUGUGAAGGCUUUGGCAUUGCUCUUAACUGAAAGUGUCACCUUGCAACAAAUUCAGGAAGCAGAUAUCAUGCUUAGGAGAUUUGUGAUGGAAAUGGGGGAUCUCUAUGGUAUACAAAACAUAAUGUCCUCUCUUCACCUUGCACAAAGUGUGCGAAACUGGGGUCCUUUAUGGGCUCAUUCAGCUUUCACAUUUGAGUCAUAUAAUCACAGCCUGCUCAAAAUGAUCAAGAGCACACAAGGGGUCCCUUUGCAGAUUGCCAAAACAUUUCAGUUACAAAAGGGUCUGCCCUUAUAUGCCAAGAAAACACUGUCAAAUGCAUCCUCUGAAUGCAUUUCGGCCUUUGAAGACUUAGUCAGUCCUACACACACCCAGAGUGCAAUAAGGUGUAAAGAGGUCAUUGCACUUGGAGGCAGACAUGAGAAAGUAAGACUUGAGCAAGAUGACUACCUUGCCCUCCACAAUGUAGCUAAUCACAUAGAGAGAGAACUUCUUGUCAGUUACCGUGACAGGGCAGUAAUUAAUGGUGAAGUUACGCACUCUAAAAGACAUUCGAGAGAGAGAAAGAGAAACUCGCAUGUUGUAGUCCUCACAGAUAACAGUAUUUUCAGUGUUGAUAAGUUUGUUGUUGCAGACUUAGUAAGUGGGGAACACUGCUAUGCCAUAGGACAUUAUUUUGAAACAAAGCGACACAGUUUUUUUGCUUCAUUGUCGAACCCACACCACUUUAUUGCUGUUGGCAAAAAGUUGGGGCAUCUGACAGCUGUUCCAGCUGCAGUUAUUCAGAGAAAGUGUCUCUUUAUGAAUCUUCCAAACCUGAAGGUUAAUUAUGUUUUUAUGUUUUUGAAUCGUAAUGAGUUGACGAAUUGAUUAAAAAAACGAAAGGGGUCAUAGAAUGCAAAACAUUUUUACCCAUGCAGACCAAAUGGUGAAAACACAUUAUUCUUUAUAGAGUUUUCGCUUGUCAAUGAAAUGCUAAAUGAUAGUUAAAAAGAAUAUUGUCUAACUCUGAAUACCUUGACAUGAAUUGUUUGUACUUGUCAAAAUGUCAUGUAAUGAAAUGCCAGUUAAUAAUAGAAAUGUUGUAUUUACUUGUCUGAAUAGUUUGAAAAGAUGAUACUUAAUGUCUGAAUACCUCAAACGCCAAUAUUUAAAAUAAUCAAAAUGUACUGUUUUAUAUAUUAUAUCUGAAUGUCUAUAGUUGGAGAUAUUGUGUCUGUAUUGUGUCA